Molecule: messenger RNA, 3004 nt
Organism: Solea senegalensis (Senegalese sole)
Lineage: Eukaryota; Metazoa; Chordata; Actinopteri; Pleuronectiformes; Soleidae
Gene: zbtb32
Product: zinc finger and BTB domain containing 32
Exons: 5
Coding region: 397-1896 (499 amino acids)
Biological process (GO): regulation of transcription by RNA polymerase II
Molecular function (GO): protein binding; DNA-binding transcription factor activity, RNA polymerase II-specific; RNA polymerase II cis-regulatory region sequence-specific DNA binding
Source: RefSeq, a predicted model, not a curated record
CCAGCCGCACACACACUCUGGUGUAGUUUCAACUCGAAUUUGAGUUUUAACAAUUUCAGAGAACACGGUUUUGUUUUUCAUGUACUUCCUAUUAUACACGACACAAAAGAAGACACAGACAAUAUGAUUUACAUUUUAAGCAAAUGUAAAACAGAAUAAAACUAAGCAUUUGUCUGCUUAAGACGAGCCAUUUCGCACUGUAAUCAAUGAGCUAACAAAGGAAAGUUCAAGAGGAGGGACUGUGAAGAAAAGAGAGGAAACCACCCUGACACACUGCAAAACCUUUACGCAGACAGACAUGUCACUGUAGAAGUCACUUCACACAUGAUGCACGGUAGUUCAUCAUUCCCCAGGGAGAAUAGUCGCUGAAUUCUGGUUUUUCGACCAACUUCAGAAAUGAUCCGAAUCAACAACACCCAAUAUUUCCACUUCCUGAAGCAGGCAGACGCUUUCCGUCGCUCCGGGUCAUUCUGCGAUGCCAUCAUCUCAGUGAAGAGUCACACGUUCAAGGCCCAUCGCUUAGUAUUGGCCUGUGCUAGUAGAAGACUGGCACAGCAGCUAUCCCAAGGUGACAUAGACAGUCCAUCCCAGUGUUCUCUGGAGUAUUUCUCCCCACGCACCUUCCAGCAGGUCCUGGACUUCACCUACACCCAGGCACUGGAGGUGUCUGUGGAAGACCUGUACCUGCUGCUGAGAGCUGCUCAGUUGCUAGAGAUGCAGCCACUGGAGGACCAGUGCCGAAAACAACUGGACACCCUCAACCUCCGAGCCAGGAAGGAGUGCAAAACAGAAGAAGUCAAAGAUGUCAAAGAGGAAAAGGAAAGUGCAAAGGAAAUGAGUCAAAAGAAAGAAGGAGAUCUAGAUGAAAAAAUCCAAGACGUUAGCAACAGCAUUGUUGUUGAAGAUCCUUCGUCUCCUGGUUCUGCAAAGAACCACAACAGUUCCCCGUCCCCAAAAAAGAAGCCCAGACAGUCCCGUUUGUCAUCAUCGUCAUCACACACCAGUGACAGAGUUGUCAGCAACACUUCUUCUGUCCCUCCUCCCUGGACGUUCUCUACAAAUAUGUGGAACUCUGUGAGCACCCUGCGACAAAUAGCAGAAAACUAUUCAAACUUCUUUGGAGUACACCCUCUACCAUCACCACACCAGUCGUCAGUAGCAUACCCCUUCUCCUUCUCCACGUCCCAUAUGUUACCUUUACUAAGCACCCAUUAUCAAAGCCAAUUACAUAACUCUGUAAUGGGCUACUCGGGCUCUUACCCACAUUAUACACAGAACCGUUACACUGGAGCAACAGGAAUGGGCAGCAUAAUAAAGCAAGGCCUGCUAAGAAGAAAAAAAAACUGCCAGAAAACAUUUGGCGGGGUUGUACAGAGUGUUGAACAGAGUUACCAACAAGUGCCCAAAACCAGCGCAGAGAGAGGUAAAGACUGCCAACACUGCAACCCAAGUGUCACUGGUGACCCAGAGCACUGGGCCUCCACACCAUCAGUCUGUGCAGGGUGUCGCUUACCGAGAAGAGGAGAUGUGAUGCAGCAUGAACCACAGUCCAAACAGCAAGAUCACAAUGGAGAUAAACCUUAUCAAUGCCAACAUUGCCCCAAGAAGUUCAGCCUGAAACAUCAGCUUGACACACACCACCGAGUUCACACUGGGGAAAAACCUUUCGAGUGUCGUAUCUGUGGUCAGCGCUCACGAGACUACUCAGCCAUGAUCAAGCACCUGCGAACUCAUGGUGGCGCCGCACCCUACCAGUGCACGGUGUGCCUGGAGUUCUGCAGCAGCCUGGUCGCCAUGCAGAGACACGUCAAGAGCCACGCAGUGCAGGACUUCCCCCCAGACUGGAGCAUCAACAACACCUACCUGUACACCUCCCACAUCUCAGCCACACCUUAACCAUCCAUCCAUCCAUCCCCACACCCAUCUCACAUGUGUAGCUUUAAAUCAGAGGAGACAACAGGUCCUUUAAUACCUCUCUGUUUUGGGGUCACAAUAAUGCAUGGGAAACUGUCCAGUCGUAUAUCUUAUCUGUGUUCUACACCCACUGUCACAACACACACACACGUGCAUUAUACAUGUGUAUUAAAGCCACAUCAACAGCUCCUCCUCAUGGAAUGACGCAGGCACAUUCCCUCUUACUUUCAUAAUUAUUGGACCAGUUGUGUAAACUGUUUCCAAAAUCUGGCCUUAGUGUAUAGCACCCUCAUGAGGACAUGAGUGAAACAGGAAAAGGUAGGAGCUGAGACGUCACAUUUACUGCCAGAGGAAGUUUCUCUUACUACUUGAUGGAAUGCAAUCUUCAAUCAAACUUCAGUUCAUCCUUUAAAAUCGAGGGUUUAUUCGAAAUAAGUAGAAGUUUUGAUCAGCAUUAGUGCAGCCAGGAGUCUUGUCAAUGUAGUAAUGUAGCUCCUGCACGUGCUGUGCUUGUGGCAUCUCGAACAGUGUUUGUAUAUCAGUCUCUGUAUAAUGACAAAAAAUUGUUCUGGGUGUCAACUUGAGCCGUACUCGCUCCUCCACCCAUCUCCACUCCAGUGGCUCAAUUCAUUCCACUCACUCUUCAUCAAGUCUGACAGCAACACUUACAAAUUGUGAGGCCCCUCUCUUAGACCAACACCAAGGGCUAUUGCUUUCAUAUUGUUUUAUUUUUAUUGUUAGUUUUGUAAACUGAUGUUGACCAUUUCAUGGAUUAUUGAUGUUAAAAUAAGUUACAGUCAUUGUUCGGGGCAUAUUUGGCUGUAACUCUGGGUUUUAUUUAAUUUUAUUCUGCAUUGUCACUCUCUGACACACUGCUUUCUUCAAGUCUGUACAACAUUAUUUCAAUCAAUAUAAGUUUGAAAGUAAAUAAAUGAUCUCCUGUUGAGUCCUCAAUGAAAGGAUUGUUUGUCCAGUUUCCUGGCUGUGGUGACCUUGAGUUACCACUGUAUUUCCUGCUGUGACAUGUCUUUAUAUGUAAGUCCACUGAUGUUAAUUCCUUAUACAUGAAUAAAUGAAUGAAUAACUUUAA